Messenger RNA from Closterium sp. NIES-67, 1315 nucleotides. NCBI's taxonomy places the organism in Eukaryota, Viridiplantae, Streptophyta, Zygnematophyceae, Desmidiales, Closteriaceae. The record is from the annotation of a GenBank genome assembly.
GAGUCGGGCCUGCAGGACAUGCUGGCAGCGCUGCAGGCGUCGGUGCGGGACAAGGAGGAGACUCUGCGGUCGCUCAAGACUGCCCUCGCGCUCUCAGACACACGCGCCAAGGAGGCAGCUGGGCAGCUGGAGCCGCUCAAGGCGGAGCUGCAGCAGCUGCGGCUGCAAAUGGACGAGCAGCAAGCAACGCGGGAAGAGGAGCUUCGGCUCGUGGGGGCUCGAAUGGAGGAGCAGAAUAAGUCACAGGAAGCAGAGCUGCAACAGACAACAGCAACCAUGGAGGCUAUGACAGCAGCACAUGAGAAAGAAAUGGAGCAGAUCAAGAGAGCAAUGGCUGCAGCCAGGACAUCAUAUGAAUCAGAAGUUCAACAGCUCAAAGAGAGCAUGGCAGCAGCCAAGGCAUCACACGAAACAGAAGUUCAACAGGUCAGGGACAGCAUGGCAACUGAGACAGCAUCCCAUGAGACCCAAUUCCAGCAGCUCAAGACCCAGCUGGAAUUGUCCAAGGCAUCACACGAGGCAGAGCUACGCCAGCUGCUGGAGGAAAUGGAGACAAUGAAGGCGAGUCAUGAGAGGGACAUGGAGCAGAUGAAGGCAACCAUGUCUGCACCAGAGCGUGUGGCUACAAGCAGUGUGGGUGCAGGCAGUGCCGCACACAGCAGUGGGGAGGUGGCAGCGCUGCAAAGGAGGGUGGCAGAGCUACAGGCUAUUGUGGACGGGAAAACACGCGAGCUGGCCCUGGCAUCAGAAUCAUCGGAGGGGGAUAUGCAAUCCGUACUGGCACAGCUGGAGGCCUGCAAGGACCAGGAGAGGAGGCACGGCGAGCACGUGCAGCAGCUACAGGAAACCCUAAAAACCUACGAGCUGUCCCAGCUGCGAGCCCAGGAGCUACAGUCUGCCAAUGACGAGCUCCGGGACCAAUCCGAGCGGCUUUUAGCUGAAAUCCGGAGCUUAGAGGUGGUGGUGGCGGGCGUGGAGUCGUUUGACCCCCGCCGGCCGAACCACCGGGUGCGGCUGCUGCGGCACCCGUCGUUUGUGUGCUCGGUGUGCCGGGGGAGUGGGAGCGGCAUUGCGUGGCGGUGUAUCACUGGGCGGUGUAGUGACUCCAUUCACCUCUCUUGUCUGACCUCAAGGUGAUGAUUGAUGAAAGCAAUGGGAGGAAGUGUAGUUGGAGCUGCGUGAAUUAUAGAAUGUGGACAUAUGGUAGCAGACAUGCAGUGUAAGGAAAGUAGCUGGGGAUUAAGUCCCUUGUCUGGAAAAGGAGGCAUACAGUAGUGAAAGCUAGAUCUAUAUAGUAGUUGGUAUGCGGUUUGAU